CGUGCCGGCGGGCCCGGCGACAGACUUCCAGGGGGGCCAUGGCCGUGCUGGCGUGGAAGUUCCCGCGCACCCGGCUGCCUGUGGGCGCCAGUGCCCUCUGCGUGGUGGUCCUCUGUUGGCUCUACGUCUUCCCUGUCUACCGGCUGCCCGACGAGAAGGAGAUCGUGCAGGGGGUGCUGCAGCAGGGCACAGCGUGGAGGAGGAACCAGACGGCCGCCCGGCUCUUCAGGAAACAAAUGGAAGACUGCUGUGACCCCGCCCAUCUCUUUGCUAUGACUAAAAUGAAUUCCCCCAUGGGGAAGAGCAUGUGGUACGAUGGGGAGUUCUUAUACUCCUUCACCAUUGACAACUCAACGUAUUCUCUCUUCCCUCAGGCAACCCCCUUCCAGCUGCCAUUGAAGAAAUGUGCGGUGGUGGGAAAUGGUGGGAUUCUGAAGAAGAGUAGCUGUGGCCGGCAAAUAGAUGCAGCAAAUUUUGUCAUGCGAUGCAACCUUCCUCCCUUGUCAAGUGAAUACACUAAAGAUGUUGGAUCCAAAAGUCAUUUGGUGACAGCCAAUCCCAGUAUAAUUCGGCAGAGGUUUCAGAACCUCCUCUGGUCCAGAAAGACAUUCGUGGACAACAUGAAAGUCUACAACCACAGUUACAUCUACAUGCCUGCCUUUUCUAUGAAGACAGGAACGGAGCCAUCCCUCCGGGUUUAUUAUACACUGUCAGAUGUUGGUGCCAAUCAAACAGUACUUUUUGCCAACCCCAACUUUCUGCGUAGCAUUGGAAAGUUCUGGAAAAGUAGGGGAAUCCACGCCAAGCGCCUGUCCACAGGACUCUUUCUAGUGAGCGCAGCCCUGGGCCUCUGCGAAGAGGUGGCCAUCUAUGGCUUCUGGCCCUUCUCUGUGAACAUGCGUGAGCAGCCCAUCAGCCACCACUACUAUGAUAAUGUCUUGCCCUUUUCUGGCUUCCACGCCAUGCCAGAAGAAUUUCUCCAGCUCUGGUAUCUGCAUAAAAUUGGAGCACUGAGAAUGCAGCUAGAUCCGUGUGAGGAGCCCGCACUCCAGGCCCCUUCCUAGGGAUGGCAGAAGAAGAAAGCGCUGAGCCAGGGUAUUUGUUAGGUUUUCCAUGUGACUCCAAAGGGCAACGAUCAGGUUGUCUCGUGGAUUUAUGUGUGCCCCUUCAAAAGAUGUGAAAAGAACAACAAAAACUCAAGCAGAACUUGUAAUGUUGGCUUGGAAGAUAAAUAAGAAAUGGAACAUCCUGUGAAACAUUUUGUAGCACAUUUGCAACUAGGAAAAUCCUGAUGAGGAUGUUGGCAAAGCACAUUUGUAUAGUUCAAACCUGCAAGAUGCAAUUCAGAAACAAGAUGAACUCUAGCUGUUGAGGCUGACAAACUAAUCAAGAUAGAAUAAAGAAAAUGCCAGGGCAAAAGUGUGUUGCUAAUGAUCAACACAAACUGGCCUAAUAUAAUUCAAAAAGACCUGUCUUAUGAAGACUUAUUAGCACCAUAGGUUUUUAAAAAUUAUUAUUUAUUUUUGCCCUAUUUAGGGGCAGAGAGUGGGUGAUGGGGUAGAUUUUUAAAAUCCCUUAUUGAGUAAUAAGGAUACAAAAUGCUACAGCUGAUUAUUGUGAUUUGUUGAGCCAAUUCUAUAUUAACUGUAGCUCCCCUCUAUUUCUAAAAACUUAAGAAGUGUUUCCUCCUCCUCUGUCAAGUGUACUUAGAUGACGUGAAGCAUUGUUGGAUUUAGACUGUGUCGAUUUAUUGUCUGGGUAACACGAGCCACUUUCCCUCCUCAGCAUUAGGACGGAUACUCGAUUUUAGGUCCGCAUUAUGGAAAUCUGUUUGCAUUAUUAUUAUUUUAGUGCAAAAAGACUAAAUGAGCAUAAUUGUCUUCAAAAAUUUCAUGUUCAGAGAUAAAGCACAAGAACAAAGCUGAGUGUCUGCAGAAGACAGACUAGAAGACAAAUCAUUUUUCUAUGUAUAUGGCAUUCACUCCAAGAUACACCAUGUGUGUGCACAGAUGCAUAUUGACAUGUACACACAUUACACAAGAGUCAAACAAAUCUCCUUCUCAUGUAACCAUGAGAGCUGAACCCACAUGACCUGGUAUUGCAAAGCAUGUUUAAUCAGUGUUGGGCAGCCACAGUACAUGUUCAUAUGAGACAAGCCAGCUUAUGGUUGCUGCUCAUAAUGUGUGUACCAGCAUGAGAUGCAAGUCUUACCCCCAAAUGCCUAAUCCAGAAUGAGCAGAAUUGUUUCAUUCUUUCUGACUCCCACCCAAAUCUAAUGAAGGGGCCUUGGGUAGGGCAAGGUCACACAAGUCAUGGUUCAUACAAAUAAAGGGAUAUGAAUUAGUAACUCUUUCUUUAGCCACGGGUAGGACUACUUAGGCAGCUUGGUCUAGCAGCCUUUGCACACAGCAAGACAACUCUGUUGACAGGUUCCAAACAGCUAGAUGUGUUUACAUAUAAAGGCAAUGGAACUUUUGCAUUGUCUUUGUGCAUUAGGGAAUCCUAAACUAAAAGGAGACCCAUUAUCUUUAUUUGUUCAAGUGUCAUAAAAAUGUAGGGAAACUGUACAAAAAUGUUCUACUUCAAUUUUGAUGGUAGAAACUUAGUAUGCUGUGGAGGUGAAAGCAAGUGUCAUUGUUUUGUAGUGGGAUAACUUUUGAGAUAUCAAGAUAACAAAGCCUUGUUUGAGGUUCUGUCUGUGUAGGGGGUUUCUAAAUGAAUGUUGGGUUUAUUGUAGAAAUUAGCUUUUGUAAUGGUGAUGGGUCGGCAUAACACGUUAUACUGAUACUUGGAAAGUUAAAAUUUUGAGAGUGAUUCCUUGUAAACUGGGUCGCUAUUUUGAUUUCAUAUAGCAUCAGAAGUGUAAUGGAAGAUACUAUGAAUGAGUUGUGUUAAAUACUUACUCAUGCACAGCUCUCCUUUGAGUAUAUUUCCUCCAGUGACCUAAGAGAAUACCUAAGUAUUCACCUAAGAAAGGAAUACAUUUUUACCAAUAUACUUCAUUAAAAAAUGUAAAAGGGCUACAAAAACAUGCAUAAAUUAAUCAGCUGUGUCAUUAGUCAGAGCAGUACACUAAUUUGUAAAGUUGUUUAAAUGUUAUCAGUGGGCUCAUAAAGCUGUAUGUCCCCUUGCUAUUGAAAAUGCUAUCUGGAAGUUAUACAUCUAAGUAUAAUUUCUGGAGUAGAUAUAUGCAGUAGAUUUGUAUGACAUUUAGUCUGUAAAUUUUUUCUCUUUUUGGUACCGGGAAUGGAACUAAAGGCCUCGCGUUUGCCUGGUAGGUGCUGCCCUGCUGAGCUACAUCCCCAGCCCUAGUCUAUAAAUUUUUUAAUUCUGUUCUGAAGUGCAAAGCAGCAGUGGCCAGUGCCAGUUAUGUUUGACUGGAUCUGUGUUUCUCAGCUAAGGCAUUCCCUUUCCUUCCCCAUGCUGUGGACAGUGUCUUGAGACAUUUUUCAUCAUCAUGGCGCGAGGCUGCUACUAGCGCAUGUGGGUGGUGGCCACAGACCUUGCUAACUGUGCUACAGUGUGUGGGCCAGGUCCUCACAGCAAAUAAUUGCCUGGCCUAAAACGUCGGAAGGGCCAAGGUUGAGAAACCCUACGUUAGACCAAAGUGAAUGUUUGACUGUUCUACCUUAUCGUCACAUGCUUACUGUUCAAAGUAUGACUGUGAUUUCCUAAGUGUUUUGUUAGGGUAGCUCAUAGUUUGCCGUGACUUGAGAGUGAUAAUUCAUAAUUAUGCCAGAUAUAUACAUUUGUCUGUGUUUGGUUCAAUGAAACUGAACAAGAAAUCUGUGGGGGGGGAGUGUAUAUUUGUGAAUGUGUGUGUAGCCUGGAGUUAUGCAUCUUUCUCUAUUGAAUAUAUAUGUUCCUAAGUAAGAACUUCUUUAGAGUUAUCCUGUAGAGCACUCUGGAAUAUGCUAUUACUAUUAAGAAAUUGAGUUAUAAACUCCCAUUAGUUGGGUGGGGGAUUUAGCUCAGUGGUUCCGGCACCUGCCUCACAAGCACAAGGACUCCAAGUUCAAUCCCCGGUACCAAAAAACAAAACAAAACAAAACAAAAAACCAACCAAACAACUCCCAUUAGUUAAUUUUGUUGAUCUGAACUUAGGACCCUUAGAAUUGUAGGUACUUUCCAACUUGGUCCAAUUUUAAUUUAGUAUUCCUGACUCUUAAGACUCAGCUCAGCUGGGCAUGGUGGCGCAUUUCUGUAU
Molecule: messenger RNA, 4207 nt
Organism: Fukomys damarensis (Damara mole-rat)
Lineage: Eukaryota; Metazoa; Chordata; Mammalia; Rodentia; Bathyergidae
Gene: St8sia1
Product: ST8 alpha-N-acetyl-neuraminide alpha-2,8-sialyltransferase 1
Exons: 5
Coding region: 39-1064 (341 amino acids)
Biological process (GO): N-glycan processing; oligosaccharide metabolic process
Molecular function (GO): alpha-N-acetylneuraminate alpha-2,8-sialyltransferase activity
Source: RefSeq, a predicted model, not a curated record